This is a messenger RNA of Larimichthys crocea (large yellow croaker), 918 nucleotides long. RefSeq names its product olfactory receptor 11A1. The record is from RefSeq and is a predicted model, not a curated record. Gene Ontology annotation, molecular function: olfactory receptor activity; odorant binding; G protein-coupled receptor activity. Gene Ontology annotation, cellular component: membrane. The transcript has a single exon. Gene Ontology annotation, biological process: G protein-coupled receptor signaling pathway; detection of chemical stimulus involved in sensory perception of smell. The coding region runs from base 1 to 918 and encodes 305 amino acids. Lineage: Eukaryota; Metazoa; Chordata; Actinopteri; Sciaenidae.
AUGGAUACUCAAGUAAACGUAACAUAUAUAAUUAUUGAUGGGUACGUGAACAUUGAUAAAUACAGAUAUCUUUAUUUUGUGAUCAUGUUCACAGCAUAUAUUCUGAUACUCUGCAGUAAUUCUACUGUUGUCUAUCUGAUCUGGAUUCACCCAAACCUCCAUGAGCCUAUGUACGUUUUCAUUGCAGCUUUGUUAAUCAACUCUGUUGUUUACAGCACUGUUUUCUACCCAAAGCUUCUAAUUGACUUUUUAUCUGACAAACAGAUCAUAACAUAUUCAGCCUGUCUCUUUCAGUGGUUCAUAUUUUACUCUUUAGCUGGUUCUGAAUUCUUACUGUUGGCAGCUAUGUCCUAUGACAGGUAUGUGUCUAUAUGUAAACCUCUGCAAUAUCCAACCAUCAUGAGAAAAAAGACUGUGAUUAUGUUCUUGGUUUUAGCCUGGCUUGUGCCUUUUUGUAAGAUUGCAGGGCCAAUUGUUCAGAAUGUGAAUAAGAAACUCUGUAAAUUUAUUUUCAAAGGAAUCAUUUGUAACAGCACAGUUCACAAGCUUCACUGUGUGGAACCAAGAAUAGAGAAAAUAUAUGGUUUGAUAGUUUUUGUAAAUCUUCUAAUUAUCCCUGUACUCUUCAUACUGUUUACAUACACCAGAAUAUUUAUAAUAACUUAUCGAAGUUGUAGAGAAGUCAGGAGAAAAGCUGCACAGACCUGUUUACCUCACCUCAUAGUUUUAAUCAACUUCUCCUGUUUGACUGCAUAUGAUGUACUUCUGCUGAGACUGGAAACUGAUUUUUCACAAACUGUACGUUUCAUAAUGUCCUUGCAAAUGAUUAUGUAUCAUCCUCUCUUUAAUCCGAUCAUAUAUGGACUAAAAAUGAAAGAAAUUUAUAAACACCUCAAGAGGCUGUUCUGCAAAAUGUGA